This is a messenger RNA of Paramecium sonneborni, 3069 nucleotides long. The record is from the annotation of a GenBank genome assembly. NCBI's taxonomy places the organism in Eukaryota, Ciliophora, Oligohymenophorea, Peniculida, Parameciidae.
AUGGCUUUUGUCUACAGAAGUGAAAUUAAAUCUACAUACAUCCCAAAGACAGAAAAAGUGGGACCUGGAUAAUAUGAUUAAAGCUCAGAUUAAGAGUUCAAGCCAAAUCUUUAUCCAUUUAAUUCAACGGUUGAAAAAUGCUUACAAAAGCAGAAUUAAUAAACAAAAGGGCCAGGUCCUGGGGCUUAUAAUUUAUAAGGAUCAUUUGAAACAUAAAAAGUUAUCUUUUAAUCUGAUGAAUAAGAAAUCAAAAUUUUGGAAAUGCCAAAACCAAUAUCAGUGUUCAGAUCAAGUACAUUAAGAUUUAAAGAAGAGUAAUAAUAAGGACCUGGGUAUUUAGAUUAAAUCUAAUUAUUAGUCCUAAUUAUUAUUUCUAAGAAGAACGCAGGAAAUUUUAUUCUGCAAGCUAGAAAAAUCCAAAACCUAAAUUAAAUGUAAUGGAAUAAUUAGUGAAUGAAAAUAAAUAUAUUAGCAUUCCAUCGAUACCAUCAAAUAUUCAUUAAGGCUACGUUGAAAAUUCAGGUAAUAAAUUCUAAAAAUCUUAGAAUCUCAACUCGAAUAAAAAAAUGGAGUUAAUUAGUCUUAUGAAGUUGGUCCAGGUUCUUAUGAUUUUAAGAGUGUUUUUAGCAAUAAAAAACCAAGAGGAGUAUCUUGGCACAAAUCUAAUAAAAAAUAACAGUCUAUAAAUACAGAGAAUAAUAUUGGACCUGGUUAAUAUGAUAUAAUUAGUAAUUGUUAGCCAAUGUAUCAAAUGAAACCAACAACAUCAUUUAGUUCUAAAUUAAAUAGAUAUUCUGAUUUUAAAUUCAGAAAUGCUAAAAAUAAUAAUGGAGUAAUCAAGAAAGGAUUAGAUAAUAAGUCAUAGAGUUUUCAUCUCUCUACGAAUUCUGGUACAACAGCAAGAGAUACAGAUUAAGAAUCCGAAUAUAGUUACAUAGAAGUAUUUAAUGAAUGUAUAUAAGGAUGCCACACCUGGACCUGGAUAUUAUGAAAAUGCUUCAACACAAUAAACAAUAUCUUAAUAUUUAAAGAAAUCAUAGAUAAAAGGCUCAAUAAGAGCAAGAACUAAAAGAUUUCUACUAAAUUAAAACCAUAUACCUGGACCUGGAAGUUACUAGGUAGAUGUUAUUUAACAAAAAUAAUAAGGUCCAUAACCUCCAUUUUUGAUAGCUAGAAAACGUUUUGAUGAAAAAUUAUCUGAAAGUCCUCCACCAGGAAAUUAUAAAGUAAUUGAUACUAUGGAACAAAGAUUAAUCUCGAAAUUAGUCAAGGCACCUUUAGGUUAAUUUGGAUCAAAUGAAGAUAGAUUUAAGAAUUCAAAUAUUGAAUAACCUGGGCCUGGUACUUAUGAUAUUAUGGAUGAAGAAAUUAAAAAUAAUAAGAAAAAAAAAUUUAAAGGUACUUCUAGUUUUUUAAGUCAUGUUCCUAAAAUUUAAGAAUUACUUAUUCCAGAUAUGUAUCCUUCACCUGUAGCAUAUCAUGUUGAUUAACAUACAAUAGAAAGAAAAAUUGUAAAAACAGAAGAAGAUAAUCCAAAAUUAGCUGUUAUAAAACCUCCAUUUGGCGUUGCAGAAGAAAGAUGGAAAAUUAAAGAAGAAAUUGAAGAAGAUGAUGAUGAUGAACCUAUAUUUAUGAAUAAAUCCUAGAUUAAUUCAAUAAAUUUAUACAAAAAGAAAAAAAAAGAUUAACCACCCUUUUUAAUUAAGGUUUAAAGUUUUUUNAAGGCUACGUUGAAAAUUCAGGUAAUAAAUUCUAAAAAUCUUAGAAUCUCAACUCGAAUAAAAAAAUGGAGUUAAUUAGUCUUAUGAAGUUGGUCCAGGUUCUUAUGAUUUUAAGAGUGUUUUUAGCAAUAAAAAACCAAGAGGAGUAUCUUGGCACAAAUCUAAUAAAAAAUAACAGUCUAUAAAUACAGAGAAUAAUAUUGGACCUGGUUAAUAUGAUAUAAUUAGUAAUUGUUAGCCAAUGUAUCAAAUGAAACCAACAACAUCAUUUAGUUCUAAAUUAAAUAGAUAUUCUGAUUUUAAAUUCAGAAAUGCUAAAAAUAAUAAUGGAGUAAUCAAGAAAGGAUUAGAUAAUAAGUCAUAGAGUUUUCAUCUCUCUACGAAUUCUGGUACAACAGCAAGAGAUACAGAUUAAGAAUCCGAAUAUAGUUACAUAGAAGUAUUUAAUGAAUGUAUAUAAGGAUGCCACACCUGGACCUGGAUAUUAUGAAAAUGCUUCAACACAAUAAACAAUAUCUUAAUAUUUAAAGAAAUCAUAGAUAAAAGGCUCAAUAAGAGCAAGAACUAAAAGAUUUCUACUAAAUUAAAACCAUAUACCUGGACCUGGAAGUUACUAGGUAGAUGUUAUUUAACAAAAAUAAUAAGGUCCAUAACCUCCAUUUUUGAUAGCUAGAAAACGUUUUGAUGAAAAAUUAUCUGAAAGUCCUCCACCAGGAAAUUAUAAAGUAAUUGAUACUAUGGAACAAAGAUUAAUCUCGAAAUUAGUCAAGGCACCUUUAGGUUAAUUUGGAUCAAAUGAAGAUAGAUUUAAGAAUUCAAAUAUUGAAUAACCUGGGCCUGGUACUUAUGAUAUUAUGGAUGAAGAAAUUAAAAAUAAUAAGAAAAAAAAAUUUAAAGGUACUUCUAGUUUUUUAAGUCAUGUUCCUAAAAUUUAAGAAUUACUUAUUCCAGAUAUGUAUCCUUCACCUGUAGCAUAUCAUGUUGAUUAACAUACAAUAGAAAGAAAAAUUGUAAAAACAGAAGAAGAUAAUCCAAAAUUAGCUGUUAUAAAACCUCCAUUUGGCGUUGCAGAAGAAAGAUGGAAAAUUAAAGAAGAAAUUGAAGAAGAUGAUGAUGAUGAACCUAUAUUUAUGAAUAAAUCCUAGAUUAAUUCAAUAAAUUUAUACAAAAAGAAAAAAAAAGAUUAACCACCCUUUUUAAUUAAGGUUUAAAGUUUUUUAAUAUAUAGAAAGAAAGAUUUGUUUAAAGUGAUUAAAAGAAUGUUUAACCUGGACCUUCAGAUUAUGCUGAUGGAACUUUCCCAAAUUGGAAUAAGAGAACAUUUAACAUCAUAUUUGCAGACAUUUGA